AUGGUCGAUCCGACAUAUCCUCUCUUUCCUCUCUUUGCUUUUCUCGGGUUUGUCUUGGCCCUCGUUCCCCUUCCAUGGCACCUCGAAGCCUGGAAUUCCGCGACGUGCUACUACAUGAUGUGGGCAUCGCUAGCCUGCCUGAACGAGUUCGUGAACUGUGUUGUCUGGGCUCGCGAUGCGAUAGAUCAUGCACCAGCAUGGUGCGAAAUCUCGACGCGCCUCACCAUCGCCGCGUCCGUAGGCAUCCCUGCGGCCUCGAUGUGUAUCAACCAACGAUUGUACAAUAUUUCCCGAGUGCAGGCGGUAAUGGUCACGAGAGCAGAGAAACAACGUGCGGUACUCAUCGAUUCCCUUAUAUGCGUGCUAUUCCCUAUCAUCGUCGUGGCACUUUCAUACAUCGUGCAAGGACAUCGAUACAACAUUCUCCAAGAGCUGGGCUGCUUCCCCGCGCUCUACAAUACCCUCCUAACGUAUUUCUUGGUAAACUGGUGGCCUCUCGUACUUGGGCUCAUCGCAUCUGUAUACUGUGUACUCUCCCUUCUCGAGUUCAACCGGCGCAGGGCGCAGUUCAACGAGUUUCUCGCUUCCAAGAGCUCUUCGCUCACUCUGGGGCGAUACUUCCGUCUUAUGGCGCUUUCUACGACCUCUCUGCUCCUCAUGGUCCCCAUCUCGAUCUACGGCAUCUAUCUCAACGCCACGACGCAACCUCUUGGGCCCUGGAUCAGCUGGUCCGACACGCACUUCGACUUCGGACGCGUCGAGCACAUCCCAGCGGUGAACUGGCGCAGCAGCCAGACGUCCAUCACCGUCCACGAGCUCAAUCGCUGGCUGUCCCCCGCCUGCGCCAUCAUCUUCUUCAUCUACUUCGGCGUCGCUAGCGAGGCGAGGCGCAACUACCACAAGGCGUUCUGGUUCGUCAUGGGCAAGUUCGGCGUUAAGCCGCGAUCCAGCAACGAGAAGAGCGGCCUUCAAUCGCUUGGGUGA
Messenger RNA from Trametes versicolor FP-101664 SS1, 984 nucleotides. Its product is annotated as fungal pheromone STE3G-protein-coupled receptor. The record is from RefSeq and is a predicted model, not a curated record. Gene Ontology annotation, biological process: G protein-coupled receptor signaling pathway. Bases 1 to 984 code for a protein of 327 amino acids. Lineage: Eukaryota; Fungi; Basidiomycota; Agaricomycetes; Polyporales; Polyporaceae. Gene Ontology annotation, cellular component: membrane. Gene Ontology annotation, molecular function: mating-type alpha-factor pheromone receptor activity. The transcript has 5 exons.